Molecule: messenger RNA, 1596 nt
Organism: Hevea brasiliensis (rubber tree)
Lineage: Eukaryota; Viridiplantae; Streptophyta; Magnoliopsida; Malpighiales; Euphorbiaceae
Product: UDP-glycosyltransferase 79B6
Molecular function (GO): UDP-glycosyltransferase activity
Source: RefSeq, a predicted model, not a curated record
UCCUGUACCUUUCAUGUGGAAAGCUGCCCAUUUCCAACAAGCUGACCCAUCGGUACACUGAGCUUCUCUCUGUUGUAAACUCAUAGAGGUGAAAAAAAUUGUAAAAUCAUAGGCCUACAGAAAAAUAAUGGCAGAUACCAUGAGAUCAAAUCAUGUAGCUAUGUUUCCAUGGUUUGCGCAUGGCCAUUUCAUACCAUAUCUUCACCUUGCUAACAAGCUUGCUGAGAAAGGCUGCAAAGUCUCUUUCUUGUUGCCCAAAGGAGCAGAACCCAAGCUAACCCAACUCAACCAACACCCCAAUCUCAUUCACUUCUUUCCUUUGAUGGUUCCUCAUGUGGAUGGCCUCCCUCCUGGUGCUGAAACAGUCUCUGAUGUACCCUUUACUCUUCAUUAUCAUCUUUGCACAGCCAUGGACCAAACACAAGACCAAGUUAAAACCAUUUUGGGCACUAUCAAGCCUAAAUUUGUGUUGUAUGAUUUUGCCUACUGGGUUGCUUACUUUGGUCAAGAAUUAGGCUUCAAGUCCAUUUCGUAUAGUGUAGUUUGUGCCGCUUCACAAGCUCUUCGUGUGGUGCCUUCUAAGAAGAUGAUUAAAGAAGAGAUGAUGCAGACAUCUGCUGGUUAUCCUUCUUCAACAGUGGUACCGAGACUAGAUGAAACUGCCCAGGCAAAAGUAUUCUCGGAGGAGUAUGGGAGUGGCAUUUCAUUUUAUGAGCGAAUGACAAGUAGCAACAAACAGAGCGAUGCCUUUGCAAUCAGAAGCUGCUAUGAAAUUGAGGGUCCUUUUAUUGACUACCUUUCACAGCAGUAUGACAAGCCAGUGUUGCUAAAAGGACCUCUCCUCCCUGAAAAACCCGUAUCACUGCUUGAAGAGAAAUAGGCUAAAUGGCUAUCCAAGUUUGAAGCUGGUUCCGUGGUGUACUGUGUUGGGACCCAAAUCGUACUAGAAAAGAAUCAGUUUCAAGAACUGCUUCUUGGAUUCGAGUUAUGUGGGCUGCCAUUUCUUGUCGCUUUAACACCACCAAAUGGAUGCUUAACAAUUGAAGAAGCAUUUCCAGAGGAAUUUCAGGAGAGGAUUGAAGGAAGAGGAUGGGCGUCAGGGUGCUGGGUUCCACAGCCACAAAUACUAGAGCACCCAUCUGUUGGGUGCUUCGUCAGCCACUGCGGCUUUGGUUCAAUGUGGGAGUCACUGCUGAGCAAGUGCCAAAUAGUUCUCGUACCACAUUUGGGCGAUCAGAUUGUAAACACCAUGCUAAUGGUAGAAGAACUUAAAGUUGCAAUAGAAGUGAAGAAAGGAGAAAAUGGGUGGAUUUCCAAGGAGAGCUUGAGCAACGCAAUCCAAUCUGUUAUGAGCUCAAAUAGCGAAGUGGGUACGAUGGUGAAGAGCAAUCAUGCCAAGUGGAACAAAACCUCCAGCAGAGACUUGCAAGAAACGUAUCUCAAUAAUUUCAUCAAGAAUCUUCUUACUCUUUGCGAUGAAUCGAAUGACUAAAUCAGUGAUUUAGUAUUAUUAUUUGAAAUUAAUCAAUGAGUUUAGUUUAGUAAUAUUAUAAUCGUCUCGAGUCAUUAUUAAAUAAAAUUGUGAAAUUAUGUUUA